This is a messenger RNA of Triticum dicoccoides, 2967 nucleotides long. RefSeq lists its product as uncharacterized. Bases 855 to 1601 code for a protein of 248 amino acids. Lineage: Eukaryota; Viridiplantae; Streptophyta; Magnoliopsida; Poales; Poaceae. The transcript is spliced from 2 exons. The record is from RefSeq and is a predicted model, not a curated record.
CAUAUCCUAUUCCUACGUGCUCUCCAACCCCACGCCCGACCUCAGCGGCGACUUCGACGUCGACCAGCCGCCCAUCGCGCAAACGCCCCAUGCCUCCCCCCGCCUGCUCAGUGCCCAGGAGCUCGGCCGACGACGCCACAAACGCCGACAAGUAUAGCGCGCCGUGCGCCGCGGCCGUGCCCUUGAUCUCCUCGAUCUGGUCGUGCGUUAGCGCGAAGGACGCGAUCAGCGGAGACGGAGGUGGAGGCCCCUGCGGUGUCACUACGCCGACGCCUCGAAGAUCGGCAUGGUGUUGGCCGGCUUUAGGUCGGCGCGGGAGAUCCCAUCGGCGGCAAGCGACGCGCGCGCCGGCAACGCAGCAGCCUGGUCCGAGUAGUGGCGUAGGCGGGUGAGCGCGUUCUUGUGAGGAGUGGAUCGCUGGAGAACAACCUGCUCCGUUUUUCAAUCGCGUCCUGGUAAAGCAAUCGAUCGCCGGAGAAGGAAGUGCUCUAUUCUUCAAUCUUGUACCCAAUUCUGAAGUUUGAUUUCUGCAAUCUUGUACGUAAUUCUGAAGUUUGCUUUUCUCCUGCUAUCUUCCCCAUGAAAUGGCUCAAUGGAAUUGAUGGAAUCAGGAACAUCAUAUUGCUUUCAAGUUGAUCAACCUCUGCCCUUUAUUCAUGGAAGAAGCAGCCGAGUGAGGACGACCUGCUCUCUUCUCUAUCUGGUAUAUUGUCCGGUUUGGUACCUCAUGUUGGCAUGGAAUUUAAAAAUUCAGAUGAAGCUUGAGCAUUUUGGCUUAUCUAUGGUCGUAAAAAGGGCUUUGGGGUCAGGAAAAGGUGCACGAACAAGAGAUCCGCCGAUGGCAAGGUUACUUCAUGCCAAUUUAUUUGUGCAAGGAAAUGGAAUGCUUAAUCUCUUUUGCCAAACAAAAUUCAGUUAUCCUUAUCAAGUCUGAAAAUGUACAAGUAGCAAGUGGAAUGCUACAGAGACAUGGCCUAAUUCAGUUAACAAGUUUGAAAACUAGAUUCAGUUAUCAGCUAAUCGGCCUGCAGCGGUGCGGAAACGACGGCGUGGUUCAGCCGACCACCACCAUGGAGAUGGGUGUGCAGGUGCUCGACAUGAGGUUGCUGCGUGCGUACGCCGAGCUGUCCACCACGGGCGGUGACUCGAGGAGGCCGACCAACUGGACGCCCUUAGACCCGCAUGAAGGACGGAGCCCAUGUAGCGCGCGUGGCCUGUAUCCUGAACGCUGCCGACCACAGGGGCUCCCGCUGCACGUGCUGCCAUGUAUCCUGGCCGCCUCCGGCCAGGGUGCUCCCUCUGCGUGUUGCUCUGUAUCCCGGCCGCCGCCGACCACGGGGGCUCCCGCUGCACGUGUUGCUCUGUGCCCACGGCUCCUUUUGCGAACGAAUGGCGACGGCGAGGAUGCGCCGAGAGCUUGUUCGACCACGGCGGAGAAGGGGAAUUCCAGGGGAACAAGGAGAUAUCCAUUUUGUUCUUUUCUGUGUUUAUUGUGGGCUGCUGACGGGCCGAAGCGUCGCUUCUUUUCAUUGCGAGUGAAUGCUUCUGCCAUCGGAUGGCUUACUAACGGGGUAUACGCACAUCACGUCCCUCUGCAGUAGGCUGAGCUACGUUGGAGGAUCUCGACCCGUAUAGAUAGGUGAGAGAGCUUUGAGAUUGCUAUACGGCUGUAUAGUUUGGUCCAUUCAGCAAAAAAAAUUGGACUUCUGUAGUGUUGUACAUAUGCAAAAACUUUUGAAGGUGCGUGUCAUCAACUUAUGGAUUCCUUUUUACUGCACCUCUUGUCCAUUUUUGUUGGUCAUAUAAAUCUUAAGGGCAGUCUAUUUGUGCAGCAAUGAACUUUCAUAAAUUAAUAAUUUGAUCCUUUAUCGUAAUACUAUCAAGUAUCAACUUAUAUUUUCAUGAAAUUAUAAGAUUUAUUAUCCUUCCAUGUAGUAAUAAACCAGUAAUUAUAGCCUAUUUAAGCUCGAGAUGAUAAUGAUAUUGAAAUUAGGAGUUCAUAAUGGUUUGGAGAUUUUCAUUUUUUUUUUCAGUUUCAUACACAUUAAGGAGCAUCAUGGUCAUGUUAGCUACUAUUGGAUUUUGUUGUUUCUCACUAAGAGCAAUUCGACUUAUAAUCCCAAUGUUAUGUUAAUUCCCAGACGAUUAAAAACUGGGUAUGUGCUUUAUUGUGAAAGUUCACAAGAGAAGCAUGCUGUUUGAAAUAACAGGUUGCAAAUACCUUCAUGGCUUUGGACCUUGCCAUCGGAGGAUUAACACUAAAUGCCCACAAAUGAACUACAUUGCCAAGGACCUUCAGCUUAUGAGUAAGCGUGGUUCCACCAUUAGUGGUUUGUGCAUCUGAUUUGUCUGUUAGUGAGUUCUGUGACUGGUUUCAUGUGUACCUGACAUUGCUUGGUACAGCUGUAGGGGCGAGGAUGUCAUAUUGAUGCAUCUUGAUGGUUUGUUUCUAUAUGAACUAGCAAUCUUUUGUUUCUUAAAUGUACAAACUGAUAUCUCAGAACUCUGAUAAAAUUAUGUCAUUUGAUCAGCUCAUGUGGAACCUACUAAUUUUCAUUGUCUCUAUACACACACUUGCAUAUAUUUUUUCCCCAGUGGCCCAUUCGUAGGUACCAACUAGAAGAAAAUAAGAUUGAAAGUAUGUUUCUCUUGAUUGAAAAUAUUAUACCUCAAAUUUAGUUUAUUUUAGAUUCAAUGAUGACUGAAUAACACGUGAAUUAAGUUAUGCAGUUUCAGAGGUCAUGAUUGUGAUAGAUGACAAGCGUUUUGUCUACAUGAUGACCAUCUAUAUGGUACCAUGGUUGCCGGCGAGGUGUUGUGAUGGCGUCCGCUUCCGAGAUGCACUAGCUGGGUCCAUAAUUUAAUUUUUUGAUGGACUGAUUUUGUAUCUAUCAAUUAAUUAUCUUUGGUAGUUGUUGCACAAUGGACGUGGGCAUGUUGAUUCAUAAAGCAAAAUAUUUCCAAUCA